Homalodisca vitripennis (glassy-winged sharpshooter) is the source of this 3356-nucleotide messenger RNA. RefSeq names its product alpha-2-macroglobulin receptor-associated protein-like. The record is from RefSeq and is a predicted model, not a curated record. Gene Ontology annotation, molecular function: low-density lipoprotein particle receptor binding; receptor antagonist activity; heparin binding. The transcript is spliced from 7 exons. Gene Ontology annotation, biological process: regulation of receptor-mediated endocytosis. The coding region runs from base 300 to 1394 and encodes 364 amino acids. NCBI's taxonomy places the organism in Eukaryota, Metazoa, Arthropoda, Insecta, Hemiptera, Cicadellidae. Gene Ontology annotation, cellular component: endomembrane system; endoplasmic reticulum.
CAUAGAGUAUCGAACUGAAACUUUAAAUACUCGCGCUUAGUACUAGUUUCUUUGUGUGCAAAUUUCAUACAAGUGGCUAAUUUCAUAAAAUUGUAAAAAAAUAAAACACUCAAACUGUAAUAAUUCAAUGGAACUAUCGCAAUAUUCUGAAACCAGAACCUGAACAGUCUGGCAUCUUAACCUGAAAUUUCUAUGUAAAUGAGAAUAGAAAAAAUUGGUUUGUUUACUUCGGUGUAUUACAUUACUAAGUGUUCACAUUAUUGGCACAAAUAGGCUAUUUAAGUUGAGAUCGAGUAAUUAUGAAGUUAGCACUUUUUGUUCUCAGUUUAGGUAUUCUUUCUUUUUCUUUUGUUCGCGCUGUAAAUAAAUAUACAAAAGAAGCAAAUGUAGAUUUUGGGAAAUCAAACAUCAUAUCUGAACCUGAGGUUAAUGUUAGGACUCUUGACAGACCAUUUAGGAUGGCUAAACUAAAUAUGCUGUGGACAAAAGCUCAAGUGCGGCUGACUGAACCCAAACUAAAAUCUUUAUUCUCAGAACUAAAGAUACAUGACAAAGAAGAAAUAACUUUUAAAAGACUGAAGAAUGAAGGAUCUGAUAAAGAGGGCUUGAAGGAAGCUGAAUUAAGGAAGAAACUUAUUGGUAUAAUGAGCACAUAUGGCCUCUUGGAGCACUUUGAAGAGGUCAACGACCCUGCCAAGUAUAAGCACCACAAGCCAAUGAGUGGCUCCUCUGAUUCUCACCUCAACAAGAGUCUGUUCAAGGAUAAGAAACUCAACAAACUCUGGGAGAAAGCGGAACACUCAGGUUUUACAGCGGAGGAGUUGCAGGCACUUAAGGAAGAAUUCAGCCACCACCAGGACAAGAUAGACCAAUACUAUGGCCUGUUGGGCGAGAGUGACAAGAAGUAUGAUACACACAUAAAUUCUAUUGACGAUAAAUUGGACCAAUUGAACGAGAUCAAUAAACGGUCUGAUGAACUGAACGAAGAAAGCAAUUAUAUUGUGAAAGCUAAUGAACUCAGGGACAAGCACAGAGAGAUCAGAGACGGGUAUGACCGGCUACAUAGACUGUCUGUGAAAGGGCCGAAGAGCAACGAGUUUGUGGAACCCAAAGUGCAAGGCCUGUGGAAAUUAGCCACUGAGACGAAUUUCACAUCGGAUGAGCUAGAAUCACUUAAGGUGGAGCUGUUCCACUAUGAAAAGCGCCUCCUGAAGCUGAGACACCUGCAAGUGGAGGCAGCCCUGGCAGGAGACUCUCGCGGGAAGAAACAAGCAGGUGAGAAACUAACGCUGAGCGAAGUCAAUGACGAGACCAUCAAGAAGCAGGCACGCAAAGUGGAGAAGCUGCACCUCGACUUGGAGGCACGAAUCAUGCAAAAGCAUAUCGAGCUUUAAAUUAGUUUAAUAGACACAUUGAAUCUGUUUUGUCUUCCUUUCUUAUGACUGUAAUGCAUUGUAGUGAUAUUAUACUUAUAUUAGUGAACUACUAAAAUUACGCUAUGUUGUUUUAACCUUGUGUGCCAUGCCUGAUAUUACUAAUGUUUAAAAGACUCUCUUUAUAUGUAGAUUAGGCAUAAUAUCGGCUCAUGGCACUCUAAAGAUUAUUAUAUUUGUGGGUUAUUACUAGAAUGUAAAAUAUUGGGUGAAAUAAUAUUAAAUUACUUGCAAUACUUGUACAACUGUAAUUAAUUAAGGGUAUUUUUUAUUAGGAAUAUGGCAAAGUAGUAUAUAGUCAAAAAAUAUUUUACUUUAUCAAUUUAUUAACUGUAUUCUCAUUUAAAAUGUUCACCUUUGAGUGGUUGUAAUUUAAGAUCAUAAAUUCAAACUAAUAUUUAUUAUCAGUGUGUUUGUACAGAUUUACACUGUUCCUUUAGUAAUUAUACUUGUAAGAUUUGUCAAGAAAGUUUAUUGCUUAUUUUGUCAUGCAGCCCAAUUCCUGCCACCAUCUGACCUCAUCUUUUGGAAUGUCUAAUUGAAUCUCGUUAGUUUAACACUCAUUACCAGAGUUAUAUCAAGAGUGCAGAAGACUGACAAAGUUGUUUUAUUUCGUCAGAAACUAGAAGCAAAAUGUAUUCAUUGUUUUAGUUAAGGAUUCAAUGGCAGCUACUCAUAAUUCAGACUGUUUCCUGAAACCAUGAUUACAAUGUCAUCUGAAAUGUCAAACAAUGAUUUUCAAUGAUUGCCUCAUGAAUUCAUUCUACUGUUCAGGACUGCCUUUAUAGGUCUGCUAGAAUAUUCUGCACAGAGAACUUAUUUAUUUUUAAAUUUUGGUAUCAUUCACUUACUUAUCAUUAAGAGGAAAUUAAUACCAAUAAUCUCAGAUAACCAAUAUAUGGUAAAAUCUGAUGCAAAUGUUUUGGUUAACAUUAUAUUGACAUCUCUUAAAAUUGAGUUAAUUAAUAAAACUUAACUUUUUAUUAUUGUUUUAUAUUACUUAAGUAACUCUUAAGCCUACAUGUUUUUUGCUUGUUAAUUGCUUUCAAGUGUUUAUUUUUCUUCUAUAUUAAUGUAUUUAUUGUUAAAAGACUACAAUGUCUUUAGUUGAGAUGUAGGCAAGGGCCACAAUACCCUAAUUUUGCCCAGUUAAUAAAGAGAAUUUUUAUUCAUCAAUUCAAUAUUCUAUCGAAUGUUACCUUACAUAUACACUUAAACAGUGGAACAUACUGCAUAGUUUAGAUAUUUGGACAACACUGUUAGUAGGCAUCUGGGACAACUGAUGGAUCCAAACCUAAGCUAUACUUCGAGAUUGGGUAAUUUCCAGAUAAACUCUAAUUUUGUGUACAAUAUAACAUUUUUCUUUUAACUCAAAACACUGAAAUGUAUUUUUCUUGUGUAAAGUAAAUCUAAUGUUAGUAACAUUAUAAAUUUUCUUAUAGGCUUACGAUUUAUAAAUUGGUUGAGUAAGUAAUACCAGUGUUAGAAAUGUAUGAUUCUUACUUUGGUGAAUGUAUUGUUAAAAUUUCAUUAAUUAUCAACAAAGAUUCAAAUAUUUUUCUAUUUACUAUCAAUGUAAUAUAUUUUGUCUUAGCUUCUUGCUAAAAGUUUUUGUAGUUUAAAAAAUGAUAUUUCUCGGAUCUUAGUAAGUGGCAGUAUAAAGAAUGAUAUAUAAUAUUUAUGAUGUUGUGUUAAGUUAAUGACACACUAGUCUGGCAUUUUAUUUCAGACAAUAUUCGCAAUACCUGUAUUGUCUUUUUGAGGUAAUUUUUAUUCUUAUAUUAUUAAUUGUUAUAUAAGUUGCAGGGAAACCAAUAAACAGAUGUAAUAUACAAGGAUUAAGAUAAAAACAAUAAAUACUUUGCAUUUAUUAUGGAUCAAUGUAGCUUAUUUUGUAUAUUAAAUAAAUUUAUACUAUUUCUA